AUGUCUCUUCCCUUCUUUCUUUUCCUCCUCGUAUUAUCUCCGGCGAUAUCUACAAAGGCACUUAACCAAAGCGACGCCGCCAAUCCCGACCAAUUCCGAUUCCCUAACCCCCGCCUCCGAGCGGCUUAUAUCGCCCUCCGAACUUGGAAAACCACAGCCAUCUUCUCCGACCCGAAAAAUCUUACCGCCUCAUGGAUGGGCCCCAACGUCUGCUCCUACUCCGGCGUAUUCUGCGCCCCUCUCCCCUUUCAACCCUCCCUCACCGUCGUCGCAGCCAUCGACCUCAAUGGUGCCGACAUCGCUGGAUUCCUGCCCCCUGAACUCGGGCUCCUGUCUGACCUCGCCGUCUUCCACCUCAACUCCAACCGCUUCUACGGCGGCGUCCCUUCCACAUUUAGCCACCUCAGGCUCCUCUACGAGCUCGACCUCAGCAAUAACCGAUUCGUCGGCAAGUUCCCUGCCGUUGUCCUCAAGCUACCGUCGCUUCGAUUCCUCGACCUCCGGUUCAAUGAGUUUAAAGGGAAUAUACCGCCGGCGCUCUUCGACCGCCCGCUUGAUGCCAUCUUCCUUAACUCUAACCGCCUCCGUGGUGGAAUUCCGGGGAAUUUGGGGAAUUCCCCUGUUUCUGUUGUUGUGCUUGCAAACAAUGAUCUUGGCGGGUGCAUUCCGUCAAGCAUUCAAAGGAUGGAGAGAAGCCUUAAUGAGAUUAUUCUUCUUAAUGAUAAUCUUGGCGGGUGUAUUCCGCCGGAGGUUGGGACGGUGAAGAAACUUACUGUCUUUGAUGUGAGCUUUAAUAGGCUGCAAGGGUCGAUUCCGCUUACUUCUGCGGGGUUGACAAGUUUAGAGCAGCUUGAUGUGGGGAGAAAUCAACUUACGGGAAUUGUUCCCGGUGCCGUUUGUAUGCUGCCGAAGCUGCAAAAUUUCACCUUUUCUUAUAAUUUCUUCUCCGGCGUGACCCCGGAAUGUGUUGGGAGGAGAGGGGUGGUUGUAGAUGGGAGUGAAAACUGCAUUGUUGGAAUUCCGAGCCAGCGGCCACCGAGUCAGUGCACGGCGGAUGCUACGCUGCCGUUUGAUUGUACGAUGGCAAAGUGCGGCGCAGGAAAGUUCCCGCUCCCAAGGCCGGCUCACCUGGGAGGGAGACCGAGUUUGAACACACCGCCACCACCGAAGCAGGGUGUUAAGGGUAGCGGAAGAAGCUCGCCACCGCCACCGCCGCCGCUACCGGCGCCUGUUAGUGGGGAACACACGGGGCAGAUCUCUUCCCAUCCACCACGACCGCCGCCAUCUUCGGCGCCAUCUCCGUCGACUAAAUCUAACCCACCUCCUGCUACUGGACAAGGCUCUCAGCACUCUGCGGUUCCACCGCUACCGCCGCCACCAUCGUCUUCUGGCAAUGAACCUGCGGAAUCGCCACAUUCCUCCGCACGGCCACCUAAAACUUCGUCUCCGCCGGUCUACCAUUCGCCUCCAGCUAAGCAACCUGUUUGGCCAACGACGGCGGAGAAUCCGGUCUACCCUUACCCGUCUCAGACAGUCCAGCCCAUUCACCAUUCGCCUCCGCCAGCAGAACCGAUACAUAACUCGCCACAUCCGAUCCACAACCCAGGGCUUUCUUCGCCGCCUCCAGUCUACAACUCGCCACCCCCAUUGAACCACCCUGUCGAACAUUCGUCGCCCCAUUCGAGCCAACCGCGCUGCGAGUUGCCACAUCAUAUAGGCUCUUCUUCUACCUAUACCGCCACUUACACUCACCAGCCUACAUCAUCCAACCCAAAACAGCCCACUACCAACCAUUACUUGCAGCCCAUUUCUCCUCACCAGCAUUCCUCAACAUUAGCCCACUUCUAA
Molecule: messenger RNA, 1848 nt
Organism: Dendrobium catenatum
Lineage: Eukaryota; Viridiplantae; Streptophyta; Magnoliopsida; Asparagales; Orchidaceae
Product: leucine-rich repeat extensin-like protein 4
Exons: 1
Coding region: 1-1848 (615 amino acids)
Molecular function (GO): protein binding
Source: RefSeq, a predicted model, not a curated record